AUAAUUUAAUUUUGAAUUAUUAUUAUUUCAUUGAUUAAGUUGAUACAAGUAGAUAUAAAAAAAAAAUUAUAAACCUCGGCCGUGACCACCGGGAUUAUAACUACUAGUUUAGUUUAAAGCAAGUUAGGGCCGUCCAACUCAGUCGUAGCGAAACGCUGGGUUGAAGUUUGCAGUGAGUCUAUGUGCCUAGUUUGUUUGUUUGCAAUAAUAAAUCCAAACAAUCACACACUCAACUCUUUCAUCUUUUUACUGUCUCCCGCAUUUUCGUAAGUGAACGACGCUGUUCAAGGUUAAGGAGAUAAGGGCAUCAUGGUAGACUCGCUGAAGAAGAACAUCAUGGAAGAGAGUUUGAUUCUCAAGUUAGAGAACGAGGAGAAAAGCACUCGGUGGCUAAGUUGGGCUGCUUUUGUUGAAGAAAUAAAAAGGGCGGGUUACCUUGCGGGGCCUAUGGUAGCUGUCACCUUAUCACAGUACCUAUUGCAAGUUAUAUCAACGAUGAUGGUGGGUCAUCUGGGUGAGCUUGCUCUCUCUAGUUCUGCCAUUGCCAUAUCUCUCGCAGGGGUCACCGGCUUCAGUUUUCUUCUAGGAAUGGCUUGUGCAUUGGAAACACUGUGUGGACAAGCCUAUGGAGCUCAACAAUACCGAAAACUGGGAAUCCAUACCUACACUGCUAUAUUUUGUUUGAUCUUAGUAUGCAUCCCUCUGUCGAUACUAUGGUUAUAUAUGGGAAGGCUACUUGUAUUCAUUGGUCAAGAUCCCUUAAUUUCACAAGAAGCCGGUAAAUUCAUUUUGUGGCUUAUCCCAUCACUCUUUGCCUAUGCUACUUUUCAACCACUUGUUCGCUACUUUCAAACACAAAGUUUGAUCACUCCCAUGCUCAUAUGCUCUUGUGCUAGUCUUGUAGUACAUAUACCUCUAUGUUGGGCCCUGGUAUUCAAGUCUGGAUUAGAAAGUAUAGGAGGAGCAAUAGCAAUUAGUAUCUCAAACUGGUUAAAUGUGAUUUUCCUUGCACUUUACAUGCUGUACUCUCCCACCUGUACAAAAACUCGUGCCCCCAUUACAAUGGAAUUAUUCCAAGGAAUUAGAGAGUUUUUCCGCUUUGCUAUUCCUUCUGCUGUUAUGAUCUGCCUUGAAUGGUGGUCAUAUGAGCUACUCAUCCUACUGUCUGGGCUUUUACCAAAUCCAGAGCUGGAAACAUCCGUAUUGUCUGUGUGUCUCAACACCAUUUCAACACUUUAUGCCAUACCAUAUGGACUUGGUGCUGCAGCAAGUACUAGAGUUUCAAAUGAACUAGGGGCAGGGAAACCCCAAGCAGCACGUGUGGCGGUGUAUGCUGCUAUGGCUAUUGCAGUUUUAGAGACGCUUAUAGUUACUGGAGCCCUGUUUGCAAGCCGACGUGUUUUUGGUUAUAUUUAUAGCAAUGAGAAGGAAGUGGUGGAUUAUGUGACAACCAUGGCUCCCUUGGUUUGUGUGUCUGUUGUUCUUGAUAGCUUACAGGGGGUUCUUUCAGGUAUUGCGAGGGGAUGCGGAUGGCAGCAUAUAGGAGCUUAUGUCAACCUGGGAGCUUUUUAUCUUGUUGGAAUCCCUGUCGCUGCCACCCUUGCCUUCUGGUUACAGUUGAGAGGGGUUGGCCUGUGGAUCGGUAUACAGUUUGGGGCUUUCACCCAAACAAUUCUGCUCGCCAUUGUUACAAGUUGCAUAAAUUGGGAAAAACAGGCAAUUGAAGCGAGAGAAAGGGUAUUCCAAGGAAGCUCUUCAAUAGAGUAUGGGACGAUGUAAGAAAAAUAAAACUAAUGAGAUAUAGUUUUGAAAUAGAGAAAUUUUAUUACAAUGCGUGUAUUAAUGCAGUAAUAGAAAACAGGGAUUGAAUAAAAUUGGUUUUCGAUCA
This is a messenger RNA of Gossypium arboreum, 1888 nucleotides long. Its product is annotated as protein DETOXIFICATION 12-like. The record is from RefSeq and is a predicted model, not a curated record. Gene Ontology annotation, cellular component: membrane. Gene Ontology annotation, biological process: xenobiotic detoxification by transmembrane export across the plasma membrane. The transcript has 7 exons. Bases 310 to 1779 code for a protein of 489 amino acids. Gene Ontology annotation, molecular function: xenobiotic transmembrane transporter activity; antiporter activity. Lineage: Eukaryota; Viridiplantae; Streptophyta; Magnoliopsida; Malvales; Malvaceae.